Molecule: messenger RNA, 1369 nt
Organism: Linum trigynum
Lineage: Eukaryota; Viridiplantae; Streptophyta; Magnoliopsida; Malpighiales; Linaceae
Source: the annotation of a GenBank genome assembly
CGCGUCUUCCUCUUCCCAUUACAAAAAUUCCCCAAAUAAAAACAAAAUUACCCCAACCUUGCAAAAUCAAAAGCUAGCUUAGCUUGCCAUGGAGCAGAGCAACUUGAGGAGGACAUUGUGGGUGCUGUUUCUGGGCCAGGCCGUUUCUUUCUCCCUUGCCCUCACCAGCUUCUCUUCUUCACUCGUCGCCGCUCUUGGGGCUGAUGCACCCAUCGCCCAGAGUUGCUUCAGCUACUUCGGUUUGGCCUUAGUUUACGGCAGCAUAUUCCUUCACAGACGCCAUAAGCUACAGGUUGCUUGGUAUUGGUAUCUCCUCCUGGGAUUCAUCGAUGUGCAGGGCAAUUAUCUGGUGAACAAAGCGUACCAAUUCUCGUCAAUUACGAGUGUGACGCUGCUGGAUUGCUGGACCAUACUGUGGGUCAUCAUCCUGACGUGGCUGGUCCUGGGGACUCGCUAUUCCAUCCUCCAGCUUCUUGGUUCCGCCAUUUGUGUUCUCGGCCUUGCUCUGGUUCUCUUCUCCGACGCUUGGGUGGGCGGUGGCGCAGGCGGUUCGAGGCCUCUUCUGGGCGACACGCUAGUCAUCGGCGGAACCAUUUUCUUUGCUCUCAGCAAUGUAGGCGAGGAGUUUUGUGUGAAGAGAAGAGACAGGAUUGAAGUUGUCAUGAUGCUUGGUGUUUUCGGUCUACUUGUCAGCUUGGUCGAGUCAUUUGUAUUCGAACGCGAGAGUAUCAAAUCAAUAAAUUGGUCUGUGAAUAUUGUAUUAGCUAUUGCAGGUUAUACAAUAUCUAUAUUUUCAUACUAUACACUCACUCCUUAUGUGUUGAAGUUGAGUGGAGCCACCUUGUUCAACCUCUCCAUCCUAACUUCUGAUAUGUGGGCUGUCCUUAUUCGCAUAUUUUUCUAUGGUCAAAAGGUGGAUUGGCUCUACUUCCUUGCCUUCUUGAUAGUCACCAUUGGCAUAGUUAUCUACUCCGCUAAUGAACAAGAUUUCAAUGCAAACGUCCCCAAAAUAAAUGAAGGAGAUGAAGAUUCAGAAUACCAACUACUUGAUGACGACAAUACAAAAGUUGUCGAAAAUGAAUGUGUGGUGCCAUAAUUUUUUUUUCUACUUUCAAAUAAGUUUGGAUAGUUUUAUUAAGUGCAUAUGUACAAUUGCUAUGCAAUUAUAUGAUAUGAGAAAGUAGGAGCUACAUUUCACCCACCUCGUGGCAGGUUUAUGAUUACAAAUUUUACUUAAUUGAGGUUUCAGCAUAUAUAGCUUUCUUUGUCUUAGUAGUAUAAUUUAGACAAAAUAUACAUGCAUAGCCACAAUUUUACAUUUUUUUGUCAACAAUAACCACUUUUUGAACAAUACACAGUUAUAUAGUUA